CUCUCUCCAUUCAUUAUCCCUCUCACCGUGGAUCAUUUUAAUCUGCGCCACUCGCUUCUUUACUUUCGUUUUCAUUUUUAGCUUUUAAUAGUUUAUUAGUUUAUUUCACAGCUUCUACUUCCCUGAAACGCUUCUAGAUGUUCAGAUCAUCAUAGCUGCUUCUGUGUCUCUUGGCUGGUUUGUGUUUAUUAAGUUUAAGAUGUUUCAUUCGGCUUCUUUCCUCACGUUGGUCGUCGCUCUGGCGCUGAACUCAAUAGACGCUAACUCAGAUACACCAGUCUAUGAGAAAGUAGGAGGCACAGCUGUCCUCUCACCCGGCUCUGUGACAGGUCCCAUCACCAACAUCAUGUGGAAACACGACACUGACAUCGCCAUGGGCUGGUUUGAUGGUGAAACCGAGGCCUAUCGACAGUUUAAAGAGCGUGGUUCCCUGAAUGCUUCAACUGGAAACCUGACGAUCACAAGACUGACUCGAAACGACAGCGGCAUCUACACAUCCGAGAUCAACAACAAGAUCACCAGCAAAACUCAACUCAGAGUCAUCUCUCCUGUCUCUAAACCCACCAUCUCAGUACAGUGUGACGAUCAGAGGACCCACUGUAAUUGGACCUGUGCAGGCGCCACUGAAGACGCUGAACCAAUCACCUACAACUGGGUGGCAUUCGACGCAACAGAAAACAUUGUGACCAAGGAGCGCACAAUAACAGAGACGAGGGAGGCUGUGUACCGCUGUACGCUACAAAACCCAGUCAGCCACAAAAGCAGUGAACUAGUCCGCAACCCCUUGUACCCCACUGGGAGGGCAAUAUUUGCCGUGUUUAUAUUAGCAGCAGUGUUUAUCCUUUGUCUUAUCGCCCUUAUCACGUACGCAUGCAUAAAGAGAAGAAAAGCAGGAAGAAGUGAUGGAGGGACCAGUGAAGAGGGAUCACCAAUGCUUCCAAAUGGCCUGAACCAGAACAGCCUGGUGGAUAAUCACACUGCAGGUGAACAAGAGGCAUCAAACCAGGGUCUGACAUCUGUUGUGAUCCACGAUACCAACCAUGUAACUGAGAGACCAGCGAGUGGCCAAGAAACAUCCAGCCAGGACCAACAGGUGGAUAAUCAGACAGAGGAGCCACAAGAUGACCAAGAGGCACCAACCCAGGGUCUGACAUCUGCUGAGCCCCACGACACCAGCAACACGAGGUCAAUGAUUUCAGAGCUCCAAGAACCACCUCCCCCCAACCCAGACACCAGCAGUGACACUGAGAAGUCAACAACGAUUCCAGACACUAACGAACCAUCCAACCAGGACCAAACAACUGCUGCAUUCACUGACACCAGCAAUGACACCGAGGAGUCGACAACAACUUCAGAGGUCCAAGAACCACCUACUGCUGUGUCACCGGAAACCAGCAAUGAAACAGAAGAAUCAGCGGUGCCAACGUCAAGUGACCAAGAAACAGCCAAAGAGGAACAACAGCUGGAUGAUGAGGCAGCAGAUCCACAACACGAGGACUGAAGCUGAAGCACUUUUAUCCCUCCUACAUCAGUUUACAAGCAUCUCUGACUUUCAGGCGUGAUGAGCUGCCAACCUGUCUCCUCCUCACGUUGGGGGCUGAGCCGAGGCCCUGAGGGAAACUCUGCACUGACUUAUAACAGGGAGAAUGCCACUUUCAUUCCCACCCUAUGCUGCAAACAUCUCCUCUUGCACUACAUGGGUUGAGUAGGUAUAAUCUCCUGUUAAAACACUCUCUCACACACACACCACCAAUGGUGCCUUCAGCUAGCUGUAGGAAGAAACUUACUCUGUAAUUCUUUCAUUUGUCAGCCCCUUUGUUUGUUACCUGAGAGACUGAUAGAGUUACAUAGUCUUACUUUAAAUGGCAGCUGGGUCCAGGACUGAUACAUUCUGUGAGUAUUAGUGUGUUGUAUGAGUGUUCCUGUGGAGAGGCUAAAAAUAUUGGAGGGAAAUUUCUACAAAUAUUCUCUGCAUCUGUCUGAGCAGGUGUUGAACUUUCAAACUGAGAAGACAGAAACACAGUUCAGCUCUGAUAAAGUGACUUUAUUAUUGUUGUUAUUUUUUGUUUAGCUUUACAUUUCUGUUCUGAGAAGAGAAGCUUUAAUAGUAGCAUUCAGUAUCACGACCCAGCCUGGGUCAGCCUCUGGCACUGUAAAGCCACAUGUUCCCAAAAGUAGUGCUUAGGAACAAAAUGGUAAUGGACUGAAUCUCCUGUUAGACCAGGUGCUGCACUGAAAGUGGCUCUUUCAGUACAUUAAUAACGCUACAAGAACUCUAUGACACACUGCUACCUACCAGGAACAUCAUUAUAUUUAAGGUCUUUCUUGUUGUUGUUUUUGUCUUUUUCACUUUUUUAUUGAUAAUGCUGAUAAAGGGAAACAGGAAAGGCCGAGAAGAGUUUCGCUGCUGUGGUCAGACCACAGCCUUGUUACACAGUUCUUCCCUUUAACACUGACUCUCUCUCUACCUACAAGUCAGUGGAAGAGAAUAACUUCUUAAUUGGUUUUUUAAACAGUGUUUAAACAGUGAUGAACUCUUCCUCUAUGUCUUCAGGCUCGUGUUUUGUUUGUCUUUGCUCCCUGGUACUGUUCCCUGUCUGUCCACCAGAGGACACCACACUCUCUGUUUGUCAACCAGCUGUGUGGAAACAUGGAUGACACAUUAACUGGAUGUGAAGAUUUUUUUAAAGAUUGAAAUGAAAAUGUAAUUCAUGAUAUGUAGCCAGUAUUUUUCAGCAGUCAUCCAUCUUUAUACAUGUUUAUUUAUUAUUUGUUAUAUGUCUUUUUAUGUGUAUUGUUAGAGUUAUUGUUAAAUUGUUGUUGGUAUGUCUACCUGUCUUUUCCAUUGAUGCUGGACUUUGACAAUCACUUAAGUUGUGUCCCAGAUUCAUACCACACUCUAAUUCUACACACUAAUCAUCAUAGUGUUGUGUUUUAUCAGUAAACAAAAUGAUCAGCAUCCUGAACUGUUUGACUGAACUGAAAGUGUUUAUGAUAGUUAUACUGGUCCCUGCUGUGGACAGCUGAGAGGCAGUCAUACACCCAGUGGAUAAUUUCAGACCUUAUGAUCCCUGCUGGUUUUUAUUGAGCCUUCAGAUCAGUAUGACUGUGAUAAAUGUAUUAAAUCACACUGUAAAGGUCAAAAUGUUAAAUUGAACUUGGUUAAUGCUGCACUGUGGGAGGAAAUCAUCCCUGUUUAGUUUGUAUACUUCACAGUUAAUACACUAUCUACUAAAAACCUGCUUGGAGUUAGUUUAGUGUGGAUUUGGGACAGGCUCUAAGUCAUAUUUUAUUUUUAUUAACCAAGAGUAAAAUCUUUAUAAUGUGAAUUUCAUUUCAUUUCCAGCAUUUUUUUAUGCACAAACUAAAAUGUACAUGUCUAAUGUAAAGUGUUCAUUAGAAGUAGCUGAUUGGAAAUGCAUUGAGAAGCAACACUGUAUAUGCCAUUAUGUAGAGUCUGAAGAGUUUGAAAAUGUUAACUUAACACAUGAGUACUUGAUAUGAGGGUCCAGAACCAAAGUGUCUGUAAAAUACUCCUUUGUUUGCCUGGAAACAUGAGACUUGCACACAGCUCCUCCACGUAUCAUGUUUCUUUAAAGUGUAAUGAUUGUAUGUUGAGAUUAAGCUGUUUUAGAUUUAGUUAGUAUUUUAGCAGAGCCUUUAAACGGACAAAGUGGAUCCUACAGCAACAGGACUGGGUGUCCCAUGGUUCAUUGUCACAGUGUCACUAUAUACUCAUCAGCAUGUCUGUGUCUCAGAGGCGUUUUCUCACUUACAGGUUUCUGUGUUUGCAGCUGCUCUGUAUGUUUGCACUGUGAAAUCAGCUGCUUCAUGUACUGCAUAGCAGCUGGUUAGGAAUAUGAUUUAUAUAUUUAAAUGAGUAUAUAUAUAUAUAUAUAUAUAUAUAUAUAUAUAUAUAUAUAAUUACAUGUGAGUGAAGCUAUGCUGCAGAUUUUGCUUGAAAAUAAUUGACAUUUCUAUUAAUUUAAAAUGAAAAUAAUUGAACAAGAUGUUUGGUCAGGAGCUCGGUUAAGAGCUCACGUCAGAAUGUAAUUAUCUGCGGUAGUGUUUCCUUUCUCUGCGCAGUUUUCUGAUCAAACACUCAUAAUAAAUUUGGUACAAAACAGA
Molecule: messenger RNA, 4128 nt
Organism: Lates calcarifer (barramundi perch)
Lineage: Eukaryota; Metazoa; Chordata; Actinopteri; Centropomidae
Exons: 12
Coding region: 200-1501 (433 amino acids)
Source: RefSeq, a predicted model, not a curated record